Molecule: messenger RNA, 1784 nt
Organism: Metschnikowia bicuspidata var. bicuspidata NRRL YB-4993
Lineage: Eukaryota; Fungi; Ascomycota; Pichiomycetes; Serinales; Metschnikowiaceae
Exons: 1
Coding region: 67-1572 (501 amino acids)
Biological process (GO): protein deubiquitination; ribophagy
Cellular component (GO): ribonucleoprotein complex; Ubp3-Bre5 deubiquitination complex; cytosol
Molecular function (GO): mRNA binding
Source: RefSeq, a predicted model, not a curated record
ACUUUUGCAGAUCUCAGAGCCACGCCAAAACCCUACGAUUAGCUCCUCUUCCCACGCCCCACGCCAAUGCUCCAAGCCACAAAGCCUCCCGCAGAGCCCGCGGCCACCAAGCCCGAACCCCCCAAGCCCGAGCCCGUUAAGUCCGUGGCCCCUGCCGAAGCCGUGCCGCAGCCCGACUUGUCCUCCGAGCAGAUCGGCUGGAUGUUCCUCAAGAAGUACUACGGAUUCUACACCGCGGACAUACGCAAGCUCUAUGCCUUUUACGACUCUGCGGCCGCGCUUCUGCACGACGUGUUCCCUGGAAACGGGCGCAAAACCGUGCACGUGGCCCGCGGCUCCGACGCCGUGCGCUCGUUUUUCGACGGCCAGGCCGCCCAGGCCUCUGCCGCGGACAAAAACAAGAUUGUCGUGGAGAGCGCCACGUUCCAGGCCUCGGUGGCCGGCGCCAUUUUGAUUGUGGUGGCCGGCGGAUGGAAGCGCGGCGUGUCGCCCUUUUGGCCGUUCGUCCAGACGUUUGUCUUGCGCGAAAAGAGCAAGACCGUGUACGACGUUGCGAACGACGUGUUGACGUUUGUGGACUUGGCGGGCGAGCCUGCCGAGGCCGCCGCGGCUGUUGCCGAGCGCGUGGCGGAGCCUUCGGCGAAACCCGUCCAGGCGUCCGAGCCUCAGACGGCCGACCAGAACGGCUCUUCCGAGCCCGCUGCCUGCACUGCGCUGCUGCAGAAGGAGGCCGUCUUGGAGACCCGGAGCGAGGAGCCUGUGCCCGAAACGACCGAGGAGUCUUCACCAGAGACAAGCAAGGAGCCUGCUCCAGAGGCAAAGGAGAAGGCUGCUCCAGAGACAAAGGAGAAGUCGGCUCCAGAGACAAAAGAGCAGCCGGCUUCUCCCGAGGAUGCGUCCUCCAGUGCAGCCGAAACUGCCGCGUCCGCAGAGACCGUGAAGCCUGCGGACCAGGAAAAGCCAGACCAGAAACAGACGGACCAGGAAAAGCCAGGCCAGGAAAAGACGGACCUGGAAAAGCCAGGCCAGGAAAAGACGGACCAGGAAAAGCCAGACCAGGAACAAUCCGCGGAGCCCGAAAAGCCCUCGGUCCCACCACAGAAGCCCACGUGGGCGAACUUGGCGGCCAUCGGCCCCAAGACCAACGCCAAAACCGCAGCCGUCGCAUCGCCCGCCGCCAUCAAGAUCCCUCCCCCACCGGUCCCCGCGUUUGCUGCCAAAAAGGCUGCCUCGCCAAGCCAGGCGCAAGGCCCGUCGCCGGUGAACGGCAAGUACAAGAAGGAGGAGUGGUACCCCAUUUUCAUCCGCAACGUCGACGUGGACGAGGACGAGUUGAAGGCCGCGUUGGUGGAGAACUUUGGCGAAAUGAAGUACUUCAAGAAGACACAAAAAACCGCGUUGUGCGACUUCAGGCGCAAGGAGGACCAGCAGAAGGCGUUGGAGCAGAAGGAGAUGGUGAUCAAGUCCAACGUCAUCUCGUUGGAGGUCAGGGUGCACAAGGCUUACAACGGCAAACCCGACCCGAAGAAGGACAAAAAACACUUGAAGAAGAUCCCGUUCAAAAAGAACUAAGCAGACCCUCAUUUCAGCAUACGUAUUCGGCCGGUGCGUGGGCGUCUGGACGACUGGCCGAGCAGUCCAUGACGGGCCUUGUAGCGGUACUCACCACGGCAGAGUCGACAAAAGAGGAGCCAAGCAUAUCUCAUACAAGUCCCUGGAGGAGGGAUCCACACACACAACACUCUUUUGCCGCCGCUUCCAGUGCAUGCAGCAUGAAUACACUA